GACCCGUGGCAAGGACGGGAUGUGAGUGUGCUCCGACAAUAACACGACGGAGGAAAAACGAAAACACGAAGAUAGCAAAGCCAGUCGACGGCGCCGCUCUUCUCCGCCGAGCCUCCUCCCAACAACACACGGUUUUUGCAAUCCCACUUCUGGAUAGUGUUUCCUCCACGUCCUCUCUUCAGCGUUUGGCCUGGAUCAAUGGUGUCUCUCAGCAGCAGAACGCUGAGCUUGGAGAACGACCUGUUCAGGGACAGCAGCAGCAGCAGCCUCUUCUCCCUCAGCCUGGGAGAUGGAGUCCGCAGCGAGGGGGGUAGUUUGGCCUCCUGCGACAGCCCCGAGGCCGCGGAGCUGGGGGCCACGCACAGCUCCAGCCUCGGAGAGGACGAAGACGAGGAGGAGGAAGAGGAUGAGGACGAGGGUGCGCGUCUGCAUGUUUUUCUUGGAGCAGAGCGAGAAGAGGAACCCGCAGGUCAGGAGCCUAAGCUGCCAGAAUUCCCUUUCCACCCGUCUUCCCCGUUCUCCCCGACUCUGGAGGACAUAGAGGAGUUCUUGAGGGAGAAGAUGGAACUGGUCAAAGAGGGGCUACUGACCCCAAAAGAGGAGACCUCCCCUCUACCAUGCAGUGACUCUUCAUCCUCUGCUGCACCCCCGGCUGCUUCCUCAGAGUCUUGCAGUGACCCAGGGACUAGUGCCUCCUAUUGGACUUCAAGCCCAAAUACCCCUAAGGACGAGCAAGACAGCCCCAGCCCACUUGACCCUUCCCCUUCUGCCCAAGCUAACCCCUCACCAUCCACCUCAACUCCGCCCAUGGUGCUGGGUGGUCCACUGGUUCUCCAGCUCCAGCCCCUACGUCUGGCCCAGCCUCAGACCCCAGCAGGCUCUCCUCCCGGGGCCCAAAGUGGUAUUUGGCUCACUCAUCUGGUCAUGGGGCUCCAGGGUGGAACAGGACAAAAUCUCACCCUGCUGGCCCCACAGGUGCCCUCUACCCCCACCACCUUGUUAUCACUAAAAAGUGGAGAUAGUAAGUCAGCUGACCAGAAGUAUGUGAAGAUCGCCCCUCUGCCCAUCACCAUGAGGACUCUAGAGAUCACGGGCGUGACUGGGGUCGGGGGCCAAAGCAGUGGUCUGUUGAAGGCCGUGGCCCCCCGGGUGACCAGAGUGCCGCCAACAGAGAGGGUCCAUAAGUGCUCGCACCCAGGCUGUGGGAAGAUGUACACCAAAAGCAGCCACCUGAAAGCUCACUUCCGCCGGCAUACGGGAGAGAAGCCCUACACAUGUAGCUGGCCUGAGUGUGGGUGGAGGUUCUCCCGGUCUGACGAACUGUCUCGUCACCGCCGCUCUCACUCUGGCAUCAAGCCAUACGAGUGCUCGCUGUGCGAGAAGAAGUUCGCCCGCAGCGACCACUUAUCCAAACACACAAAGGUCCACCGCAGCUCCAGGCCCAGCAGGAUUAUCAGAACCACUGUGUGACACCUGCAGCUGGCCUAAACCCAGCCCUGCACCCACCCACCCAGCCUGGCCUGGCCUGGCGUGGCGUUGACCAGGGGCGUCCGGGACUCCCUCAGGACUUUUGGUGCUUGACAAGCAGAACUUUCAGAAGAAUCACGAGAGCCGGCUGCACUCAUAGUUUCCUUCCUUCCUCUCCUCCCUCCCUGCUGUUUAUCUUUCACUGUUCCUUCUGAGCAUCUCGUCCGAUACGAGCGAACAGCCUCCUCAGGAAAAAGUCAUCUGAAAGUGGAUUUCCUGGCCUUCUCAUACACACACACACACACACACACACACAGUAUGUAUGUAUGUACACACAGUACAAAACACACAACGGGAGAGGUCUUACAGAGGCCCCUCUUGCAUUACUAUUGUGUUGCCAAGCUACCAGGUGCUGUUGAAAGUAGGGCGGUGACCAGUAAUAGGAGUGUCUGUAAUUCUAUAACCUCUUCUCUACUUCUGUGAUUGCCCUUCAUCCUCAAUGCCAAAGGGUCCACAUGCAUAAAGCUUCCAAACUUUUUUGUACGUUGCUAAAGUGAAGAUUUAGUCUGCUUAGCAUCACAUUUAUGCCAUGUGUUCUAAUCACAAGGCUUGCAAUGGACAUGUUCACGUGGCGUGAAAUCAUGAUUAAAGCGGCAGAAUCUCCUGUAGAUACUCAGAGUCACAGUUCACCCUGAAUGAACGGCAUGACUCUUGAUGUUAGGAGUACAUGCUGAGACAUUGCUUUUGUCAGACUAAACGUGUGGCUUUGCUCACAAUUUGGCAGAGCUGAGGAAAGCUUCCAAUGUUUAUUUGCAUCCAACCCUGGCCUUUACUGCAUUCGUCCAAUCAUAAUCCACCCUGUUAUGACCUGAAUGCCUUUUCUCAGCCCCAGUAUGCCCUAAUCUCUAUUGAUGCCUUUGUCCAUAUCACAAAACCUCACUUUAUCCUACUGUUAUCAUAUGACUGCUCGUAUUUAACUGUGAUUCUGAACUGGGGGUUGCCAAACCAGAAAUCCAUGUUCUGGCCCCACGAGAGCAUGAAAACGACAUCCUCGGUGCGUGACAGUUUAUAAGCUCUUUAUUCUCUGAAACUCUCUUGAAAUCAUUGUGCGGAGGACUUAUGUGGCCUGGAAAACUACUUGUCCUAUAUGUUAUUUUUUGGCUCAAUGGUGCAAAAGUGAUGUGAAACACUCCUCUUUCUCCUUUACAUUAGCAGUUACUGUAAAACAUUUCUCUGUCGGUCAUAGCAGCAAGAAAAGCUAAUAGGUUAAGCAGCUGGAAAGGCAGCUAACAUCUAUUCAAUCACCUGUAUUAGCAUACUCAAUAUAAUACGUACUGAACUUGUACAGCUUGUAGCCUUUAUAUAGAUUUUUUUUUAUCAAAGGGUUUUCAAUCAGUGCAUUAAGCUAUUCAGUCGUGCUUCUGGCGAGGUUUUCGGCCUGUUAUGUGAGUUUGAUUGUAGCGUGAUCAAUCUGUGGAAUGUCAGACUGAUUAUGGUCUGGGAUUUGGAGUCCCACUCUACCCAUUCACAAACCAUUAAGCUGAGUCUUCUGGUCUCAAGUGCACUUGUGUUACAGUGAGAAACAGUCAUUGUGCUCUUACGGCAGUUCCAUAAAAUGUAUUGGAACCAUAAAAUGCCAAAAAAAACAAACAGACAUAUUUUGUAAGGACGGAUAAACUGCACAGCGCAGUGCAGUCACUAUUAUCAUUUAUUCUAUGAUCUUGACACUUUGGUGCUUGUUAACCUAUCAGUGCUUCACAUGAAGAGACUGUACAACUGACAGCAUAACGCUUCACAUAACUGGAUUGUCUCUGUUAAACCAACAGACUCUUACUGCUACAAACCUUAGGCUACUGGCAAUCUUAACUUAGCUCGACUCGAGCAACAUUGGUGCUUUUGGAUAAACUCAAAAGUAGAGCACUUCUGCAUGUAGCAGUGCACAGUCAUUUACACAGCAAUCAUGCUCAUGUCCUUGUCUGUUAGCAUCAUGGACACAUUAGGUCUCACUCUUUAAAAACAACCAUGCUUGGUAAUGUAGAAACCCAUUGAGAGCAGACAGACAGGCAGACGUGUUUAUCUGUCUGAACCAGUGCUGUCUUUGUGUCUGAGCCUCCCCAGGCUGCUUCUACUGACCUACAUCCAGACCUGUAUUCCCCAAUCAUCGUCAUCCAGUUCUCCCUCUCUUCUCUGUUUCUCUCUCAGUCCUGCUUGUGUAUCUGGUUGAACACAGGCUGUA
Messenger RNA from Chelmon rostratus (copperband butterflyfish), 3703 nucleotides. RefSeq names its product Krueppel-like factor 15. NCBI's taxonomy places the organism in Eukaryota, Metazoa, Chordata, Actinopteri, Chaetodontiformes, Chaetodontidae. The coding region runs from base 199 to 1470 and encodes 423 amino acids. Gene Ontology annotation, molecular function: RNA polymerase II cis-regulatory region sequence-specific DNA binding; DNA-binding transcription factor activity, RNA polymerase II-specific. Gene Ontology annotation, biological process: regulation of transcription by RNA polymerase II. The record is from RefSeq and is a predicted model, not a curated record. The transcript is spliced from 3 exons.